AUGGCGAUCACAGCGCUAACUCCCGACAUCCUCGGCGAGCGCCAGUCCGGCCAGGACGUCCGCACGCAGAACGUGAUGGCUUGCGGGGCGGUGGCCAACAUCGUCAAAUCCUCGCUCGGCCCCGUCGGUCUCGACAAGAUGCUAGUGGACGAUAUUGGUGAUGUUACCAUCACUAAUGAUGGUGCAACCAUACUUAAGAUGUUGGAAGUUGAGCAUCCAGCUGCCAAGGUUCUUGUUGAGUUGGCUGAGCUCCAAGACCGUGAGGUAGGAGAUGGAACAACUUCCGUUGUCAUCAUAGCGGCAGAGUUGCUCAAGAGAGGCAACGAUCUUGUGAAGAAUAAGAUCCAUCCAACCUCCAUAAUCAGUGGCUACAGGCUCGCUAUGCGUGAAGCCUGCAAAUAUGUUGAGGAAAAGUUGGCAGUCAAGGUCGACAAACUUGGAAAAGACUCCCUUAUCAACUCUGCAAAAACUAGCAUGUCUUCGAAGUUGAUUAAUAGUGACAGUGAUUUCUUUGCAACUCUGGUUGUUGAGGCUGUUCAAGCUGUCAAGACUACAAAUGCCAAGGGAGAAGUGAAAUAUCCAAUCAAGAGCAUCAAUAUUUUGAAAGCUCAUGGUAAAAGCGUCAAGGAUAGUUACCUGCUAAAUGGCUAUGCACUAAACACAGGCCGUGCAGCUCAAGGAAUGCCUACGAGAGUAACUCCUGCUAGAAUUGCUUGUCUUGAUUUUAACCUUCAGAAGACAAAAAUGCAACUUGGUGUCCAAGUUCUCGUAACUGAUCCGAGGGAACUUGAGAAGAUUCGGCAGAGAGAAUCUGACAUAAUGAAGGAGCGAAUUGAGAAAAUUCUCAAGGCUGGGGCUAAUGUUGUGUUGACCACCAAGGGAAUUGAUGAUAUGUCCUUGAAGUACUUUGUUGAGGCUGGAGCGAUUGCAGUAAGGCGUGUGCGCAAGGAAGAUUUGCGCCAUGUUGCCAAAGCCACUGGUGCAACUAUGGUGAGUACAUUUGCAGACAUGGAGGGUGAAGAAACAUUUGAUUCAUCAUUCCUUGGACAUGCUGAUGAAGUUGUGGAGGAAAGAAUUGCUGAUGAUGAUGUUAUUCUGGUGAAAGGCACAAAGAACACCAGCGCGGUCUCUAUAAUACUUAGAGGUGCAAAUGACUUCAUGCUUGAUGAGAUUGACCGGUCCUUGCAUGAUGCCCUGUGCAUUGUGAAGAGAACCCUGGAAUCAAAUAUGGUUGUUGCUGGUGGUGGUGCAGUUGAAGCUGCGUUGUCAGUUUACCUGGAGAACCUUGCAACGACCCUGGGUUCUCGGGAACAACUGGCAAUUGCUGAAUUUGCUGAAUCUUUGUUAAUCAUACCAAAGGUACUAUCUGUUAAUGCUGCAAAAGAUGCAACUGAGCUUGUAGCAAAGCUUAGGGCAUAUCAUCAUACUGCUCAGACAAAGGCCGAUAAGCAACAUUAUUCAAGUAUGGGUCUUGACCUCUCUAAAGGUAUCAUUCGCAACAACCUUGAGUACGGCGUGAUAGAGCCAUCGAUGAGCAAAGUGAAGAUUAUUCAGUUUGCCACGGAGGCUGCCAUUACAAUCCUGAGGAUUGAUGACAUGAUCAAGCUUACCAACGAAGAGGGUAACGAAGAAGACUUUUGCUAG
Messenger RNA from Miscanthus lutarioriparius, 1644 nucleotides. Lineage: Eukaryota; Viridiplantae; Streptophyta; Magnoliopsida; Poales; Poaceae. The record is from the annotation of a GenBank genome assembly.